Messenger RNA from Notolabrus celidotus (New Zealand spotty), 2237 nucleotides. Its product is annotated as kidney mitochondrial carrier protein 1. Gene Ontology annotation, cellular component: mitochondrial membrane. Gene Ontology annotation, biological process: mitochondrial transport. NCBI's taxonomy places the organism in Eukaryota, Metazoa, Chordata, Actinopteri, Labriformes, Labridae. The record is from RefSeq and is a predicted model, not a curated record. The transcript is spliced from 9 exons. The coding region runs from base 173 to 1033 and encodes 286 amino acids.
UACAGGAGGGGGGGGGCACACCAUAUGGGCCACACAGGACUGGACUCCACUCACGCCGGCAGGGAUUGAAGCACAGCUGCACCCUUGGAAGUACUAGUUUCAGGAUUCAAUACAGGUCCCCGCGCUCUGCAGGGAGGUUUUCACGUUACUCUGUCCACGACUGAAGGGAAACAUGUCUAACCAGAACUGGAAGCCCUUUGUCUUCGGCGGGCUGGCGUCUGUGACGGCGGAGUGCGGUACCUUCCCAAUCGACCUCACCAAGACACGUCUUCAAGUUCAAGGCCAAGUGGGGGACAGCAAAUACCGAGAGAUCCGCUACAGAGGCAUGCUCCAUGCUAUAGUGAGGAUAGGCAGAGAGGAGGGGCCACGGGCUCUCUAUUCAGGAAUAGCUCCUGCCAUGCUACGCCAGGCCUCGUAUGGGACCAUAAAAAUCGGCACUUACCAGAGCUUAAAGCGUCUGUUUGUGGACCGGCCGGAGGAUGAGACGCUGCUGACUAAUGUGUUAUGUGGUAUUGUCUCUGGUGUCGUCUCCUCCUCCAUCGCCAACCCCACUGAUGUGCUGAAGAUCCGCAUGCAGGCUCAGGGAAAUGUGAUCCAGGGCAGCAUGAUGGGCAACUUCAUUAACAUCUACCAGCAGGAAGGAACCAGAGGGCUGUGGAAGGGCGUCUCUCUGACCGCUCAGCGGGCAGCCAUCGUGGUCGGGGUUGAGCUGCCGGUCUAUGAUAUCACCAAGAAGCAUCUGAUCCUCUCAGGUUACAUGGGGGACACCGUGUACACACACUUCCUGUCCAGCUUUGUGUGCGGCCUUGCAGGGGCUUUGGCCUCCAACCCAGUGGAUGUAGUCCGGACACGCAUGAUGAACCAGAGAGGAGGAGCUCUGUACCAGGGGACACUGGACUGUAUACUGCAGACGUGGCGCUCUGAGGGUUUCAUGGCUCUCUACAAGGGAUUCUUCCCCAACUGGCUCCGUCUGGGACCGUGGAACAUCAUUUUCUUCCUCACUUACGAGCAGCUGAAGAAGAUCGAUGUGUGACUGACAGAAUGAGACGGUGACGAUGAGACGAGUGUGGGUGCAACGCUCCGAGACGAGCAGAGAGGACCAAAAAUCGGGAAUGGCUGGAUGGGGAUCCUUAAUGGAACCACUGCACAGGGGGGGGCAAUAUUGAUGUAGACCCACAUAUGAGGGGCGGCAUGAGAGUCUGCCUGCUUCCUUGCUUGGGCUGCAUGUCGCAGAAAGCCUGUGGCAAGUGUGGAAGACACUCGUAUAUGAUGUUUCAGCUCAUCCAAAUGCUAUGUUAAGCUUAAAAGCUCAUUUGAAUCUGAUAGUGGCCCUUUAAAUUCACGUCCCCAAAAUAGGAGAGAAAUUGGAAAUGUCAAAACAGUCGAAGACUUUUGUUUUUUGAAGCUUUUUUUCAGUUUCCUACACCUGAAAGUGUUCUCCAAAUUGAGUGCCUUAGCUUGUGAUGCAGGCUGUCUGCGCCCGAGUCACAUUAAGACCGGGAACGUUUGAUAGCAGCUGAUAAUCACAGUUAUCAUUCCCUUUUUUAAAAAAGACAAAUAUUUGUUUUUGAGCCCACAAACUUAAACUGUGAUCUUGCCCUUUUUUGGUUCUUUUCUACAUUUCUAAAUUGGGAUUUGGGUGUUUUUGAAAAGGUGAAAAUAUUUAUUCUUAGAAGCCUCUGGAGGAUUCACAGAGUCAAGAGCCAAGAAUACAUGCCGGUCUACUGUAAUAAAUAACAGCCUUUAGUACAGUGUCGGUGCUCAGACACAGACACAUAUCACAUGCCCAUAUGAGGCCAGACUGGUGGUCCCUCAUUCCAGUGAAUGCAGACAGUAUAUAUAGCCUGGGGGCAGCUGGGGUCUACUCUGCACUCCCUGGGUCCUUACGUUAUCUUAUACUGUACAGACUUAUGAUACACAUGCUGAGUCAUCCUACAUAUUGUAUCACACACUGCUCUGCUUUUGGACCAAUGGGACUUAAUAGUUUCCAAAGGUGCUGUAUUUAUUGCUCAAACAUAUUAAACCCACUGAACAUGGUCCACUCCAGGUGUGUUUUCAUGAACAGUAUUUGCACGCUGUAUGCUUAAAUGUGGGCUUUGAUAAAGAGCGACUAUAUUGUUAUGUGUGUGUGUGUGUGAGAUGCUAAAUUGCUGCCAAAGUGUAAGCGUGUGCAAUUUUGUCAUACAUAUAAAUGUGCUGCAGCCUUGAAUAUUUGGAAUAAAAGAGAAAAACAACCA